UCCCCACCGACGUUACUGUUCUCUCGACGGACGCGUGUCAUCGACUCAAUCCGCUGUUGCGAAACUGCGAACAUUCGAUGCGAUGCCUUCUAGUUCUAAUUCUUCCUUCGAUGUCUCACUUCUACUCCAUUGACGUCUCUCUCAGAUCAACGAAGCUUUCGUUUCGAGAUUCCCCCGGUUCGAUCCCUCGGGUUUCGCUGGGACGAAGGAUUGGGUUUUCCGACGUGCGCGAGCGGUACGCCAGGUCGGCCGUUCGUUUGGAGGCUUUACAUUGAGCUGUUUUUUUGUUUUUUUUGUUUUUUGUUUUUGGUGGCGCGAACAGUGAUAAGGGAUACGGAUUUGAUUUUUGGGGGUGGUGGGGGCGGAUUUGGUCGCGGGAGAUUCGAUUCGGUUUGCUUUUUGAGCUGGGGGAAUGGAUGAGGAGAGGAGGAGGAAGAGGAACAAGAAGAAGAAGAAUAAUAAGCAGAACAGCAAAACGGGGGAAGACGCCGCGGGCGUCGCAGCUGUUGAUGGGGAAACUGCUUCGGUUGACCAGACGAGCCGUUUGAGCAAUGGGAGGGCCCAUGGGAAUGAGGUAUCUGAUGCUGGGCCAGAUGCAGGGAUGGAUCGGAUCGAACCUCUGACUAAUGGCGUCGGAGAUCAUGUUGACAUACAGUCCACUUUAGCCGGAGCUGUGGAACAAAACUGGUUCGAAAUCAAGGCUAGUUUGGAAGAAAACAUUCAGCACUUGCAGAAUGAGAAUGACUUACACAAAGAAAAAGAGGCUGGUUUAGCCACAAAUAUUGCACAGUUGGAGCGUGAGAAGGAAAGCUGGCUUCAGAAAGAGGUUAGCUUUAGGGACCAGAUUAACCAGUUGUCUGAUGAGAAAGCUAAGUUAAUAGACGAGAAAGCUAUUUUGGAACUGAAGCAGGCUAGCUUUAAGGAGAAGAUUAGCCAAAUCGUAGACGAGAAAGCCAAUCUGGAAUUGAAACAGGAAAGUUUGGAGGAAAAAGUAAGACAACUCGAAAGAGGUCAUAAUUCCUGGGUCUCGGAGGAGGAACGUUUAGUGGAAAAAAUACGAGAACUAGAAAGGGAUCAUGAUUCCUGGGUUUUAAAGGAGGAAAGUUUGGAGGAGAAAAUAAGACAACUAGGAAAAGAUCAUGAGUCCUGGCUUUUAAAGGAGAGCUCAAGUAAAGAAAUCUUAGCAAAAAUGGAGACUGACAUUUCAGGACUACAGUUACAGGUGUCGAAGUUGGAAGAAUCCAAGAACAGUUACUUGCAAGAAAACCAAAGACUAAAAGAUAAUAUUUUGGAGCUGCAAGGUCAGAUUCAUCUCCUGGAGGCCGCUUCCUCAGUCGAUCCCUCAGAUGAGCAAAGAAAGCGGUCUUCAGAAUACGACGAGUUGAACUCCCGGAUGGAAGCAGCAUGUGCUCUUGUGGAGAAAUUGAUUACAGAGAAUGCAGACCUUGUUGAGAAGGUGAAUGAGUUGUAUCUUCAACUCGAUAAUGAAAAGGCAGCACCUGGGCUUUCGUCACACUUUCAGAGUGGUUCUAGCAUAGAAAUUGCUGAAAGCACCAGCAUCACGGAUCACAGCUACGCAUCAAAUGUGAAUAUGCUUCUAUUAAAUGAGAGACCAGAGUCUUCAAAAGAUACUCAGAUGCAUGAUGACAUAAACAGUGAGGAAAAACUGAGCAGAGAGCAUGGUCUUCUAGUAUCUAGCUCUGUGAAGCCCGAAGAUUCUGGAGAAAUUGUCCAGAUUCCUCUUGACGAUAAUGAAGGCCGGGAUCUGGAGUCGCAAGCUGUUGAGAGCGAAGAAGAGCAUGCGGUAGCACUCUCGGAUGCCCCACUAAUUGGUGCUCCUUUCAGAUUAAUAUCGUUCUUCGCAAGUUAUGUGAGCGGAGCCGAUCUAGUUGACAAGGAUGUGAAGUCCAGUCAUUAACAUAAUGUUAUAGCCAUUUUUGGUCAUUGUUCAGAACCUUCUUGCCUCGAAGCAAGCAGCAAUUUUGUACAUGUAAUUUGUUACUGACUUGAAAUUGAUCCAACUACAUGAUUUUGUAUCCUCAAAUUCUUAGGUACUCCAUGAGCGAGGUGUGUCAUUAGGCACUAUUUUGAAAACUGUGACAGUCAUUGAUUGAUUUGAUGUUAAUUUUUUUUUUCGUAAGGAUUGAUUUGAUAUC
This is a messenger RNA of Rhodamnia argentea, 2156 nucleotides long. RefSeq names its product sporulation-specific protein 15. The transcript is spliced from 14 exons. The record is from RefSeq and is a predicted model, not a curated record. NCBI's taxonomy places the organism in Eukaryota, Viridiplantae, Streptophyta, Magnoliopsida, Myrtales, Myrtaceae. The coding region runs from base 413 to 1918 and encodes 501 amino acids.